This is a messenger RNA of Amoebophrya sp. A120, 2199 nucleotides long. The record is from the annotation of a GenBank genome assembly. Lineage: Eukaryota; Dinophyceae; Syndiniales; Amoebophryaceae.
UAUCUUGUGGUCCUAGUCUAGGUCAACUCCGCCAAAAAUGGCCGGCAACACGGACGAGCAGGAGCUCUCUUCGGUGGAGGAGCAGGAUGACAGCGCUGCCGCAGUGUUGCAGCGGGCACGCAUGUCUGCUGCUGGGGGAAAGCAAAUAUAUUCUUCCGUCUCGGCGGCCACAAAUAAUCGUGCAACGUCAGCGGGGUCCCCCUCUGGUUCUCACCACGCACGCAUGCAAUGGAAAAAGCUCUCCACAGUGGCGCACUUGGCCCACGAAGCGCAGCGCAUGCGUUACCUGAAGAGACUAGCUGAAGGCACACCUCCUCCACCUCGCGGACCCAAAGCAGGAGCCAAUCGUCGAAGCCCAGCGUCGACCGCGUCACCAACAGGAGACGCGUCGUCCACAAUUCCGCGCGAUCGCAGGGCCAUCGACCGUUCGUUGUUGGUCGACGCGGAUUCGGAUUUGGAGGAAGAAGUCGCCCCCAUCACGCAUUACGCGCUCCCGAAUCAGCGGAAGCGGCGCCGUCAGUCGUAUUUCGCGGAGAACCAGCACAGCGAGCUCGGGUUUCCCGUGUCCCUGCCGCCGGGCGAAAUUCGGAGCGGGCGGACCCCGAAGGGAAAUUUGGGAUACCUAGUGCGAACGCCGGCGAAUUACUCUCCAAACAGUCCGGCGGCCAACGUUUUUUCAUCUUCUCCCCCGCCAAACGCGAAUGGCUACCCGUUGCUGCUCUAUUUGCACGGCGGCGCCACCUACGCGGCGGCGGACGCCCCCUUUUCCAAGGCGGACCUCAAGGACCACACCCCCGACGACCCCUGGAACCUGCUGGACCACGACGUGCUGGCCUUCGAGCAGGGCUGCCCAUUCACGUUGGUCGCGGACCGGGAGACGGAGCGGUUUGUGGAUCCGGUCGAAGUACUGGAAAGGACCUCGCAGGCAACGUCAGGGGUACAGGCGGGUAGUGAUUCUCCUGCUCCUCAUCUCCACCACCCGAGCAGCCCGAUGAACAAGUCGCUGGCCCGACAGAACGAGCAAAACGCGUUCCCGCUGGCGGGGGACUGCGUCAUGCUUGCGCCGCACGUGAACAAGGGGCGGCUGUUCGACGACAAUGGGUGGUGGCAGUGGACGUACCCGGACGCGCUGGAGCAGCUGUUCGAAAUGCUGGACAUCGUGGUAAACAAAUCCGGGCUGCGGAUCGACAAGGAUCGGCUGUACGUCACGGGCAAGUCCGCCGGUGGUGCGGGCGCGGUGGGGAUCACCCUGGCGGCCAGCGGGUUUGACGAGUUUCGCUACCCGAUGCCCUGCAACUUUUUCGAGAAGUACGGGCUGAAAUUUGCAGCCUGCGCGGCGGUGUGCCCGAAGGGAGGCCGCGACGACCCGUCCAUCGUCCACGAGGGGGAGGACGACGCCCAUAACCAUGCGCUCCCCGAGGCGACGCCGCAGCAGGCCGCGCUCGAGCACUACUUGCACACACCCUACUACCCAUCGCCACCAGCCCGAGCGAGCGGAAGGGUGAGCACGCGGACGGAGAACCAGGACUGUUUGAUCUCAAAGCACAUCAUCCACGACGAUCGCACGCACAGGCUUACCCCUCCGCCCGAGGCCGGCGGAGAGUACGUUAGUGAGGAUGCGGAGCGCAGAGUGCGCGCGUUGCUUCAGCUCGAUAUCCCAUUGUGGUUCUUCGUCGCAGAGGAAGACAAGUAAGUAGAUCUUUUUUUCUUGCACCGACAAGACAUGUUUGCUUUAUUCGUGUUGGUAGGAACUCGUAGUGCAUGAAAAAAUGAAUGCGAAAGUAGACACGACGGACAAAUUCAAAUUCAAGUAUACCUACUUGCAGGUGGCACGCCGAGCUUUACUCGGAUUUCAAUUUUGACCUUUGUCGCAAAGUGAUCGUAGAAGAGCAGGGUGGCCGGCUCGAGGUUCGGCGGGAAGAACCAGAGAAAGUGCGCGUUGUCGAAUUGUACGACGAAAGCGGUCGGUUUCGGGUGCGCUACACCCGAUACUACAAGCAAAUGAAUUACGGACACGCCUCCUGGCGGGGUGCUUACGCAGACGAGCAGUUUCGCGAUUGGUUUCUCGGCUCGCAGGACAACAGGCCUGGCAUGACGAAAGGGCAAAUGCUGCAACCGGGGGGACAGCUAAGCAAAUUAAAUUUCGUCGAUCUCAUACUACGAGCAGUGUCGAGAGCGCUCAUGUGCGGUAGCUCGUGA